Molecule: messenger RNA, 515 nt
Organism: Salpingoeca rosetta
Lineage: Eukaryota; Choanoflagellata; Craspedida; Salpingoecidae
Exons: 4
Coding region: 21-473 (150 amino acids)
Biological process (GO): deadenylation-dependent decapping of nuclear-transcribed mRNA
Cellular component (GO): cytoplasm
Molecular function (GO): hydrolase activity; manganese ion binding; RNA binding
Source: RefSeq, a predicted model, not a curated record
ACAAAACACAAACACCAACGAUGAGCGACAACAAAAGCCAGCAGUUGAGGGAUGUGGUGUGCGACAUUGCUGUGCACCACAUGCCGCACGACGCAGCACAGCUUGAGGAUGAGGAUGUCAUUGGAGCAGCGAUACAGCACAUGUGGUGGAACUACAUCGACGACCACCAGGGCCAGAAAGGACUGCCCAACCUGUCAGAGGAGGAGUUUGUACGCUUGGUGUUCAAGUACAUCAAAGCAUUACAACCCAAAGCCAAGCACGGUUGGAAGCGCUACCAAGCGUUUGUGAAGCGGGGUUGGCAGAAGGUGACGUGCGGGGUGGCGCUGGUCGACCCAACAAGAACAAAAGUGUUGCUGGUCAAGGGCCACGAUGCCACCACUUAUGGGUUCCCAAAGGGCAAGCUUGAGGAAGGCGAGGACUUGCUGUCCUGCGCCCUUCGCGAGGCAUAUGAGGAAGACACAUUUCCGGUGUGACAUGUACAUCCAAGAGGAGGACGUGCUACACAACGCCAAUAG